This is a messenger RNA of Penaeus chinensis, 1116 nucleotides long. RefSeq names its product proline-rich protein 36-like. The record is from RefSeq and is a predicted model, not a curated record. Bases 1 to 1116 code for a protein of 371 amino acids. Lineage: Eukaryota; Metazoa; Arthropoda; Malacostraca; Decapoda; Penaeidae. The transcript is spliced from 5 exons.
AUGCCGUCAGUGAGUCAGUGUGUGGUGCUCAGCUCACACGGCAGCCCGCACCCUACAUCCUCCGCCACGCUGUCUCACACUCGGUCAGCCUCCUCCUCCUCCUCCUCCUCCUCUCCUAUCUCUUCCUCUUUCUCUUCUCGCCUUUCUCUCCUCUCUUCCUUCUCUUCCCUCCUUCCGCUGUCCAACUCCGCCUACGAACCAGUGCCCUCCUCGUGCCCGGACCGCCCGACGGCAUCGAACACAGUGUCAGGCACGUCCUCCCCCGUCAGGAGCGCGAGGCAGCCGGCAGCCGCGUGGUCGAGCGAAUCAUCGACAUCCCCCGCCAGGCGUCCCCACCCUCUCCCUCCGCCCCUGGCCGCCUCGCCCUUGAGAGCGCGUCCUCGCAAGAUCUCGCCCUCGGAGUCGACCCCUGAGCGCCGCCCCCGCCGCGCCUCCAUUCCGCAGUCCCCGCAGUCGCUGUGUGUCUCCUGGGGCCGCGUCGUCCCCGAGGAGGACCUCGAACCCUUCCCGCGAAGUGUGUCACUGCCCGAGUCGUCGUCCCUGGAGGACCGCCUCUGCGAGGACCUUUCGGAGGACUCUCGGGCGGGCUCCAGCAGUCCCUGGAACAGGAUCCUGCCGCGGUCCCCCUCGUCCCUGGCCUCACUCUCAGGCUCGCACUCGUACGUGUCCUUGGCGUCGAGCCCGCCGUCCUCGCCGCCGUCCUCGCCCCCAGGUGACGCAGGGUUCGCCAUGCCGCGCCCCCUCGCCCAGAGCGCCCUCAUGCGCCCCCUCGUGGCCCUGGCGCUGCCGGGGAUGUACCUCGUCUACAAGUAUAACCAAUACAAGAGGCAGCAACAGGAGGCCAACCGCCGGAAGGCCGCCGAGAGGGAGCUGGCUCAGCUCAACCACAAAAUCGACAAACUGCUGAACAAGCUGGACGAACAUGAACCCGAGAUGGCGAUGACGCAAGAAGAAGAGGUGAGUAAUGACAUGAGUUUGCCAGAUGAGUCGUUAGUAAACAACGCACCUAAAACCACGCCCAGAGACUCGCCUCCAACCACAUGCCACGAGUCACAAGCCAUCAAGGGAAUCUUCAACAAUGCCUUCGACCACGCCCCCAGCUACGAGGAUCAGUAA